Molecule: messenger RNA, 1434 nt
Organism: Acanthocheilonema viteae
Lineage: Eukaryota; Metazoa; Nematoda; Chromadorea; Rhabditida; Onchocercidae
Source: the annotation of a GenBank genome assembly
AUGGUAGCGGUGUCUGGAAUGUCAUCCGGCACCAACAUCUUUACACGACCAUGGGCGCGAGUUGUAGCUGUGUCUAUUGUUGUAUCAAUUUGCAUGCAGACGUUAUCAAUCCUAGUGCAGCGAAUUAUCGUUUGGAAAUUUUUAAUUUGUUAUCUCCAAUUCGUACCCGAUUUCAUUAAAGAAACCGAUUACUGUUCAGCUCAGUUGUCGCAUAAACGCUACGUUGGCACAACCGAAUUGGGUUAUUUUGUUGAUCCUGUGGAGUCGUGGUAUUUCGCAGAUAAAUUUAAAGAUGUCAAGAGAGCUGUGGCUUCUACUACUCAAGCAAGUGUUAUUCAGUGGGAUUGGAAGACCAAGAAGGAAGCAUUUGCAGCGUUAAAAGCUGCGACUCAGUCGAGGGCAGAAGGAAAUAUGGCAAAGGCAGAACUCAUUAUUCAGCAUGCGCUUGCACUGGCUCCACAUCAUCCAGAUAUUUUAACUGAAUAUGGUCUAGUUGUUGAAAUGGGACGGAAAAAUCUGGUACAAGCGGAAGAGUUGUAUUCACGGGCGCUGAGCUACAAUCCGCAUCAUGCGGAAGCGUUAGUAAGUCGAGCAAGAACUUUACCCAUAGUGGAAGAAAUUGACAGGGAAAUGUUGAAGAAACUUCACGAGAAGCGUUUAUAUUUUUUACGGAUACCAAAGACUAACACCGCUUUACGAAGGGCGAUGAAAGAAUCUUAUUUUUUGCAUAUUUAUCAUACUGUAGCAAUUGAAGGCAAUACCAUGUCUCUUGGUCAGACAAGGUCCAUAUUAGAAACAAGGAUGGCAGUGGCUGGCAAAAGUAUUAUAGAGCAUAACGAGAUUUUGGGAAUGGACUCUGCGCUGAGAUUCAUAAACCAAAGCGCUGCAUACAUGUCGUAUUUUACUCUUCAGGAUAUCCUGGACAUUCACAGCCGUGUUCUUGGUUUUGUCGAUCCGGAUGCAGCAGGUGUAUUUCGCAAAACUCAAGUAUUUGUGGGAAGUUUCACUCCCAUUUCGGCAAACAUGAUACCUAAAGCAAUGGAAGAAAUGGUGAAAUGGUUGAAUAAGCGUAAUCCCUUGCUGGAUCCCAUAGAACGUGCUGCUAUUGCUCAUUAUAAGCUGGUUUCGAUACAUCCAUUCAUUGAUGGUAACGGACGUACUGCACGAUUGUUGAUGAAUUUGAUUUUGAUGCAGAGCGGUUUUCCUCCUGUGAUAAUACCAGUGGAGGCCCGUUCUGAUUAUUAUGACACUCUCGUAGCCGCAAAUCAUGGAAAUCUCCGUCCAUUUAUUCGCUUUAUUGCUCGUCAAACAGAUACCACUUUGCAAUUGUAUAUCAACUCUGCAUCCACGUGUGAUUAUCGAGAAGGAUCCGAUGAGUGUGCUAUAUCAGCAGCUCCUGAAAUCUCAACACAACACGAUCCUGAUGAUUCGUAA